AUGGCGGAAGAUGAUGCGAUCUUUGACCCUUCCUUGAUGAAGAAAAAGAAAAAGAAGAAGACUCCGUUCGAUUUGGAUGCGAUGGCAGGAGCGACGGAAGAACCGACAGAGGCAGAAACGGUGACACCAAGCGAGUCGAAACCGUUGGCCGACGGGGAGGACGAUUUGGAUCUGGAGAACUUCAACAAGAAAAAGAAGAAGAAGAAGAAGCCAUUCAAUCUGGACGAGCUGGAAGGGGCCCUGCCUACGGGUACCGGUGAGGGUGAUGCAGAUGCAAAGGAAAGCAAGGAAGAGGGCGAGGUCGGCGCUGAUGAUGGGCUGGACGAGGACUUUAAGUUAGAUUUUAGCAUGAAAAAAAAGAAAAAGAAGAAGAAGGAUCUUACAGAACUGAUGGAGCAGGAGCAGGUGGACGGACAGGACCCACUGGACGACGAGAAGGAAAAUGGCCUUACCGAGAGCGACGGGAUCGUCACCGAAACUGUGGAUGAAAAUGUUACUUCCUGGGCAGGAUCAGAUCGUGACUAUACGUACGAUGAGCUAUUGAACCGCGUGUUCGAGAUCAUCCUCGAUAAGAACCCGGAGAUGGCAGGCGGAAGGAAGCCUAAGUUUGUGAUGCGCCCGCCGCAGGUGUUGCGCGUCGGCACGAAGAAGACGUCGUUCGCGAACUUUACCGAAAUCUGCAAAACGCUGCAUCGGCUACAGAAGCACGUGCUGGACUUUCUGCUGGCGGAAUUGGGUACGAGCGGAUCGGUCGACGGUAACAAUCAGCUCAUCAUCAAGGGUCGCUUCCAGCCUAAACAGAUCGAGAACGUGCUGCGACGAUACAUCAAGGAGUACGUCACCUGUCACACCUGCCGCUCACCGGACACGAUCCUCCAGAAAGACACCCGCCUGUUCUUCCUGCAGUGUGAAUCCUGCGGGUCCCGGUGUUCCGUCGCUAGUAUUAAGUCUGGUUUCCAGGCCGUCACCAGUAAACGUGCCGCCAUGCGUGCUAAGACAGCCUAG
Molecule: messenger RNA, 1005 nt
Organism: Anopheles marshallii
Lineage: Eukaryota; Metazoa; Arthropoda; Insecta; Diptera; Culicidae
Gene: eIF2beta
Product: eukaryotic translation initiation factor 2 subunit 2
Exons: 4
Coding region: 1-1005 (334 amino acids)
Biological process (GO): formation of translation preinitiation complex; formation of cytoplasmic translation initiation complex; translational initiation
Cellular component (GO): eukaryotic translation initiation factor 2 complex
Molecular function (GO): mRNA binding; translation initiation factor binding; translation initiation factor activity
Source: RefSeq, a predicted model, not a curated record